AUGGGGGUGCUGAUGUCCAGGCGGCAGACCGUGGAGCAGGUCCAGAAGGUCAGCCUGGCCGUGUCGGCCUUCAAGGACGGGCUGCGAGAACGCAAGUCGGAGGGCAGCACCAGCCGGAGGGGCACCAUCGAGGACACGGUGCAGGAACUCAGAGAAGAGGAGGCGUCGGAAGCAGGGCCUUCUGCGGGGCUCCAGCAGAAGGAGGAGAGCCGCUUCCGCAGGGCGGCCUGGGAGAGGCUGCGGGACGGGCGAGGAGUGGAGCCCGAAGAGUUUGACCGCACCACCUUCUUCACGCCGCCAGCCUUUGCCCGGCCCACACGGAGGGAGCAGGAUGACGAGCCCAUUGAGAUCAGCCUGGAGCAGAGGGAGCAGGUGGGCACAGGAUAAACCCCUGGAAGAGGGAGGGAGGGCGGAGAGGCAGAAGCACCCUGGGCAAGAAAACCAGAGGGGCACGACACAUCAUAGAAUCACAGAGUUGGAUGCGUUGGAUGGAUUUAGAUGAGCAGGAGAGGAUAUCUUACUUAUUAAUUAUCCUUCCUCUAUUUCUCACGGGUGUAAGAAUGCAAAUACCUAUUUCAGCAGAGUAAUACCACUGUGGGCAGCUUAUCUCUAGAAGCUUUUAGGACACGGUUGCACAACUUUCUAGAGCAGCUUUACUAUCCAAGGGUGUUUAGGCAGACUUGGGUCAUCUUCUCCUGGUUCCUUCUUAACAAAGAAAUCACUAGCAAACUGUUUGAGUAAACCAGGAAAAUAUAUAGUUUACUCACUUAAAGGUCUUGCCAGGAUUCAGCAUGUUCAGUGAUGGAAAUCAAGCAGGCGAUAAUCCUUAAAAGUUACAAACGUCCAUAGUCCAGUUCAAAAUGGAGGGUGCUCCCUGGAGGAGAGCUCACAGAGAACCCUGCCCAUUGCAGGUAAGGAGGAGGAGGAGGAGCAAAAGGAAGAAGAUUAGGUUCCUUUUGUCUUCAACCACAAAAGUUUAGAGGAUAUAACAUCAUAGAGUCACCUGCUUGCGACUUUCUAGCAAUCAUGCAUUUGUGAUUUGGCUGCAGAUCCUCCCCCAGGAAGGGGCCCCAAUAAAAAUAAUAAUUUAUUAUUUAUACCCCACCCAUCUGGCUGGGUUUCCCCAGCCACUCUGGGCAGCUCCCAACCGAAUAUUAAAAAUGCAAUACAGCAUUAAACAUUAAAAACAUCCCUAAACAGGGCUGCCUUUAGAUGUCUUCUAAAAGUCUGGUAGUUGUUUUUCUCUUUGACAUCUGGUGGGAGGGUGUUCCACAGGGCGGUGCCACCACCGAGAUGGCUCUCUGCCUGGUUCCCUGUAACUUGGCUUCUCGCAGAGAGGGAACCGCCAGAAGGCCCUCGGCGCUGGACCUCAGUGUCCGAGCAGAACGAUGGGGAUGGAGACGCUCCUUCAGGUAUACUGGGCUGAGGCCAUUUAGGGCUUUAAAGGUCAGCACCAACACUUUGAAUUGUGCUCGGAAACGUCCUGGGAACCAAUGUAGGUCUUUCAAGACUGGUGUUAUAUGGUCUUGGCGGUCACUCCCAAUCCCUAGUCUAGCUGCUGCAUUCUGGAUUAGUUGCAGUUUCUGGGUCACCUUCAAAGGUAGCCCCACGUAUAGCGCAUUGCAGUAGUCCAAGCGGGAGAUAACUAGAGCACGCACCACUCUGGCAAGACAGUCCGCAGGCAGGUAGGGUCUCAUCCUGCGUACCAGAUGGAGCUGAUAAACAGCUGCCCUGGACCCAAGGGUCAUCAGGUCCAAUUUCCUGCAAUGCAGGAAUCACAGCUAAAGGAUCCCUGACAGAUGCCCACCCCCUCUGCUGCUGCAGGGCUAGGGAAGAAGUCUACAAUGCCAUACGUUCUCCUGAACUGAGGAUAUCGAGGGUGACCUCCUUCUCCUGGGGGUCCCUGCAGCUGCUCAGGGCUUCAGCCUUUCCUCCCCUCCCCAAGCAGGUGACCAACGACGAAACGUGCGAGGUGUGCGAAGUGUGGACAGCGGACAGCCUCCUGCCCUGUCGCGUCUGCACGAGGGUCUAUCAUGAUGGCUGCCUCCGCCGGAUGGGCUUCCUGCCCCAGGACAACACCAGCGAGGUCAUUGAGGCGGCCCAUUCGGAGACCGGCUGGAGCUGCUACUCUUGCGUAAGCAGCGGGUGGGGGCCCUGGGGUGCUGUGGGAGGGGAGGGUGCUGUGGGAGACGUCUUCCCUUCCAGUGUGAAGAACUAGGGGUCCUUAGACUGAGGGGCAGUCAUUUACCCUCCCCUUUCCAAGAGAGGAUUGCACUCACGCAGAGAGGGAAAAGAGAACCAUGAUGGUGAAAGGAAGCCUCCAUGACUGAAGGCAGUCUACCCUUGAGGACCAUACACUGAAGGAGUGAGGGCAGUGGGGAGGGGACUCUGAAUCUGCAAAUCCACCCAGUUGUGUCCUGGGAGCCUCCCAGCAACUGACUCGCCCUCCUUUCUUCCCCCCCACCCCAGGACAAUCUCAACUUGCUCCUCACUGAGGAGGAGAUGAGCAGCCUCUUCCAGUCCUUCCAGCAAGGCAAGGUCGCCCCAGGUAAGCCUGUGCUGCGGACCCACACUCCUGGGUCAGGUGUGAAGAGAGGGACCCACGUCAGCCGCUCUCUCGCCCCCUUCACCCAAACCGCAGGAACAGAUUGCACUUUGGACGGGGAAUGUCUGGAGAGCAAGGAGUAGGGCCAGUGGCCAUGAUCCCACCACCACCAGGCCUUGCCUUCGCCAUGACCUAGUCUUGGGAGUCUUGCCUUUCAUUGUGGGGGCAGGAGGCCGCUCCAGACCUCCGUACCACCCGCUGGAGGAAGGCGAAGCAAUGGUGAGGGAGUCUGGUGGGCUGUGGUAGCAAGGGGAAGAGGAGGCUGCUGUGGGCAGGGCUGAGUGGGCACCUCGGUGGCAGAAUGGGAGAGGGUGGCAGUUGGGAUCCGGGUCCUAGCUCACUUCCCUUGCUGGAGAGGCAAUUGGCCACCGCAAAAGGGGUCGCCAAACAACCCCACGCCUGUUCUCUCGGCUGUGCUUUCUGCAGAGUCCUGCCUCUAAUUCAGGGCUGGGGGAGCUGCUGGUGCAUUCCCCUAAAAUGCCACUCUGCACAUGCUCUGCCCAGUCCUUCAGUGAGGGUGCCUGUGAAACAAAACCGGGGUUGUUGUUUGUAGGAAUGGGACACAGCCAGGAGGGAAGUUCGCCUCGGGCGGCAAAAUGUCUUGAGCCGGCUGUGAUUCUGGGGGUCUUGAGUGGGACUAGGUGUGUCGCUGGGUUCAAGGCUGAGGCCUCCCCUUAACUGGGGGCCCUCCUACUGAGAGGGUGCAGCAGCUGCAAAAAAAAGAGAGAGGCAAAUUCCACACUAGGGAUCAUUAGGAAAGGAACUGAAAUGAAAACUGGCUGUAUCAUAACGCCAUUAUGGAAACCUGUGGAGUACUGGGUAUAGUUCUGGCUGCCUCAUCUCAAAAAGGAUAUUGCAGAGUUGGAGUUCAGAGAAGGGCAACAGAAACGGUUGAGGGGCUGAAGAAAGGUGGCAGCAUUUGGGACUUUUUAGUUUAGAGAAAAGGCAAGUGAUAAUGGACAUGGUAGACAUUUAUAAAAAUUAUACAUGACAUGGAGCGGAUGGACAGAGAAAGGUUCUUCUCCCUCUCUCACUGGAACUCUAGAACUCAUGGACAUGAAUGUUGGUAGAUUCAGCACAGAGAAAAGCAAGUCCUUCUUCACACAGCGCCUAGUUAAACUGUGGAACUCCCUGCCACAGUGAUGGCCACCAAACUAGAUGGCUUUUUAAAAAGGAUCUGGCAAAUGCAUGGAGGAGUAGAGGGCGUUCAAUGACUGCUCUGCCUCCACAGCUGGAGGAAGCAAGGCUUCUGAACCCCACUUGCUGGAAACCCCUCAAAUCCUGCUUGCUGGUUUCCCGCAGGCUCCGUGAGAGCAGGAUGCUGGACUAGAUGGGCCACUGGCCUGAUCCGGUGGGCUCUUUUUGUAUUCUUUUGAGGGGAGCAGGGCAGCGCUAAUAGCCCAAGGGGUUAAGGUGCUGCAGAGAGAGAGAGAGAGAGAGAGAGAGAGAGAGAGAGAGAGAAAGCGCUCACUGACUCUUCCCAUCUGGUGGCUCCACAGACAGUGAGCUGACCUUGAAUGUCUUCUUGGGCUACAAGCGGCUGUCGAACCAGCAGCCCAGCAGCGAGGAGCAGGAAGACCAGGACGCCCUGCAGUUUUCAGCACUGGAUCCAGAGAAGAAAGGCCACGUCGAAUGGGUGGAUUUCCUCUCCCACGAGUCCGUCCUGCAGCUGCAGAGAUCACGGACACAGGUGGGUGAAGGUGACUCCCAUGAGGAACCUAGGAAGGUGCCUUCUGUUGAGUCACUCAGUCCAUGGGUGCCUCCAGCCCAGCACUGUCCCCUCUGACUGACAGCACCUCUCCAAGGCCUGGCAAGCCAUUGCAUCACUCCUGAGCGCUGUGGUGGCCAGUUCAGGAGUGCAAAGCCCCUUCCACACCCCUCACAGCCAAAGUCCCUUCGAAGACGAUGCUCUAAUCACAUGCUCCUCCUCUGCUUCCCCCCCACAGAAUGCCCUGCUCCGCCUGCUGACGGGCAAGGAGAGAGAGCGGGCGCGAUCCACUUUCUUGUCGCUGGACCAGCAUGGGGACGGGCUCAUCAGCGAGGCAGAGAGUCGGCGCAGCCAACACACGUGGUUCCGUAAGCGGCACAAGGAGGUGCCCUCUUGCAACGUCAGGUAAAGGUCCUCACCCGCCCACUCUGAGCCACAGCCUCCCUGGCUUGGCUGGGAACCCCCCUGCAUUUGCCACUGGGCACGUGGGCACAUUUAAAGCCCUAUGCGGCCUAGGACCCACGUACCUACGGGACCGCCUCUGCUGGUCUGCCCCGUGGCAGGAGCUUAAGGUCCACAAAUGACAACAUUUUGGAGGUCCCAAGUCGCAAGGUGGUUAGAUUGGUCUCGACUAGGGCCAGGGCCUUUUCAGUACUGGCCCCGACGUGGUGAAACGCUCUGUCCCAAGAGACCAGGGCCCUGCGGGACUUGACAUCUUUCCGCAGGGCCUGCAAGACAGAGCUGUUCCGCCUGGCCUUUGGUUUGGACUUAGUCUGCCCCUUAUGUUUCCCUCCCCUUAUGGCCUUGAUCUAUGGGCUACUUUUAAAAUGAGGCUGCAUUUUAAAUUGCAUUUUAACCUGUAUUUUAAAUUGGGUUUUUCCCCUAUUAUGUUUUUACAGUCAUACCUCAUGUUACGUUUGCUUCAGGUUGAGCUUUUUCAGGUUGCAUCCUGCGAUGACCCGGAAGUACCAGAAAGGGUUACUUCCAGGUUUUGCAGCUUGCGCAUGCGCAGAAACGGUGAAUCGCGACCCGCAGACGCGGGUUGUGUUCCCUUCAGGUUAUGAACGGGCCUCCGGAAUGGAUCCCGCUCGCAACCAGAGGUACCACUGUACUGUAAUUUUACUGGUGUUAUCCGCCCUGAGCCUGGCUCUGGCCGGGGAGUGCGGUGUAUAAAUAAAGUUUAUUAUUAUUGUUGUUAUUAAGCAGAAGCUCUUCCCCUUGGCCUGAGAAUUCUGGGCGUCUGCCUGGUUUUUCUCCAACCUGUUGGGAGUUUGGGGCACCUGUGGCCAGAGUCCUUCAUCAGACUGCUCAUUAGGGUGAUGUAACCAUGGGGGGGCCCUUUGCUCCCUUGCAGCAUCAGCCACGUGGGCCCCAUCUCAGAGAGCAGCCCAGCCAGCAACGCAAGCCAGGACCAGGUGCUGCUGAAUGCAGAGCCAGAGGAACCAAGGUAAGCAGGUCACCGGGCAGAGAAAGGUAGUCUGUCCUUAAAGGGUGCCAUGCAGAGGCCUCCAACAGAGUCUGCAAGUUCAGAAGAACCAUGUGGCAGGGUCCAGCUAAGACUAGACUGUUUCAGAAACCACUGCAGGUGCCUCACUGGCUGGGAAAUCUAUAGAACUGUAGAGUGGGAAGGCACCCCCCAGUGGCCAUCUAGUCCAACCCCCUGCAAUGCAGGAAUUGCAGCUAAAGAAUCCCUGACAGGUGGCCCUUCAGCCUCUACCACCUCCCAAGGGAGCCCGUUCCACUGUCAACUGGCUCUUGCCGCAAGAAAGUUCUUCCUAAUGUUUAGUCAGAAUCUCCUUUCUUGUCACUGGAAUCCACUGGUUCAGGGGAUCCACUCUGGAGCAAGGGAAAACCAUCUGGCUCCAUCUUCCAUAUGAUAGCCCUUCAGAUAUUUGAGUUAGGCUAUCAUAUCUUCUGGGACGCAGGUGGCGCUGUUGGUUAAACCACAGAGCCUAGGACUUGCCGAUCAGAAGGUCGGUGGUUCGAAUCCCCACAACGGGGUGAGCUCCCGUUGCUCGGUCCCUGCUCCUGCCAACCUAGCAGUUCGAAAGCACAUCAAAGUGCAAGUAGAUAAAUAGGUACCGCUCUGGCGGGAAGGUAAACGGCGUUUCUGUGUGCUGCUCUGGUUCGCCAGAAGCGGCUUAGUCAUGCUGGCCACAUGACCCGGAAGCUGUACGCCGGCUCCCUCGGCCAAUAAAGCAAGAUGAGUGCCACAACCCCAGAGUCGGCCAUGACUGGGCCUAAUGGUCAGGGGUCCCUUUACCUAUCAUAUUUCCUCUCAGUCUUCUACAGGCUAAACAUCCCCAACUCCUUCAGCCAUUCCUCAUCAGGCUUGGUUCCAGAUUCUGGGACAGCACCCAGGACUUAUCCUCUGUCUGUGGGUCACAUACUGGUUCUGGAGCUCAGGAAGCCUGGAUUAUGUUCUCCAGUCUUUGAGCAAUUCUCCGCAGGCACCCCGGGUUCUUCGCCUGAUCCCUCCUCACAUAGUAACCUAAAAAGAGCCUGCAGGAUCAGACCAAUGGCCCACCUAAUCCAGCCUCUUCUUCUCACAAUGGCCAGCCAGAUGUGCGAAACCCACAAGCAGGAACCAGGCACAAGAACAACUCUCCCCUCCUUGUGUUUCCAGCAACUGGUAUUCGGAAGCAUCGCUGCCGCCAACUCCUGCCUCAGUUUCCACCGCCGUAAUAUCACUCCUGACUUUCCUAAAUGUUGGAGAGAUGUGCCAACACUUGCAAUAUCGCUCUGCCUCAUUAGGAGCCGCGCUCAGGCUCCCGGGUUUCCAUGGCGACCGUUGGCAGCAAGGCAAACCCUAAGCAUCUUUCCAGUUGGAGGGAGAUGACUCCCGGUUUGGGUGGGGAGAGGUGGGCGAGAGGGAGAAGCGCAGCUGGGAGGGGGGCUGCUUGUGAGCCGAGGCCUUGGUGGGAUCCGAAAUGAGACGGGAGCCAUCCUGCAACGACACCUUUCUCUGGCCAUCUGCCUGGCUCUGCCGUCGCCGUCUCUCUCGCCAGGCCUGCCUGCCUGCCAACGAACUGUCACUCAGGCCUGGAGCAGAUUGGCAUAAAAGCAAAGGCGGGCAUCUCUGGCUGCUCCCCAGGCCCUGGACAGAUGGAUGGGCGAGCAAACUUGACUCUCAAGAACCGCUUCUCCCUGGAGUAGGGUGAGGUAGUCAAGUACAAUAAGGCUGUGUGGUCUAGUGGUUAGAGUAGCUCAGUUGCUUAGAGCCUGGAGCUGAUGACAUCAACAUUGCGGGUUCAAUCCCCAUAUGGGACAGCUGCACAUUGCAGGGGGUUGGACUAGAUGAUCCUCAGGGUCCCUUCCAACUUAAUCCUAUGAUUGAUUCUUAUGAGUACAGAGCCUGGGAGAGACCAGGGUUCGAAUCACCACUCAGCCACAUAGCGCUGGCUCUCUUGGGCCAGGCACCGCCUCUCAGCCUGGUCUACCUCUCAGGGUUGUUGUGGGGGCCAGAUGGGAAGGCAGAGAACCGUAUGUGCCACCUUGAACCCUCUGAAGGGAAAGUGGGUGAAGUGGAAGAGUAAUUUAAUAGCAAUUCUCUGCUUUCUGAGACCAGAGUCAAGGGAGGGGGGAAGGCGGGACUGGGAUGAUCGAGGGGGGAAAGGAAAUGGAAAGAGGAAAAAGAGGAGGGGAGACAAGGGCUGGCUGAGAGGCCAGUGGCCACACAUCUCCCUCCCCAGGGAGGUUAAGGUGCCCCACGUUGCUGGGGGCUUUCAUUAUUAUUCUUUUUUAAUUGUCUUUCUGCCCCACCUUUUCCUCCAAGGAGCUCAAAGUGGGGUGCACAUGGUUCUCCCCAUCCUCACAUUCUUCUUCUUCUUCUUCUUCUCCUCCUCCUCCUUCUUCUUCUUCUUCUGCGAUCCCUCAUAGCCGAGUAAGCUUGUCUUCCAUAAACACAGAUUUAACAAUGAGCCUGUAAGUGACCAUGGAGGCCAGUUCUACUGCAGAUAACAAUGGCUCUCAAAGUGACCCAUCCACAGUGGGAGCAGAUGUUAAACAGGGUUCUGUCAUUGCCCCAACUCUAGUCAUUAUUUUCAUUGCCAUGAUCCUGCACUUUGUCAGAGGGAAACUCCCCACCACCCUCACAGAAUCCCCCCGCAACAGCCCUGCGAGGUAGGUAAGGCUGAGAGGCGGUGACUGGCCCAGGGCCACCCAGUGAGCUUCACAGCCGAGUGGGCAGGAGCCCUUGCCCCACACCAGUUACGUCACGCAGUCGUGGCUUUGGCUUUCUCUAGGAGGUCAGCACUGGACUCUCCGCCCUGGGGGGCAAGCUGGCUUGCUGGGCUGCCUCAUGCCCAGCUCCUUUUCAUUCUGGGCCAGCCAAGCCGCUGGCUCAGCCUUCCCCAUGCCUGGCAAGUAUUUUGGACCACAACUCCCAUCAUCCCCGGCAUCAUAUAGCCAUGCUGGCUGGGGCUUCUGGGAGCUGUCUUUUUUAAAAAAUAAAUAAAUUAUUGGUUUCCAUAUUUAUCACAUAGAAAAAGUGAAAACAUUACAAGACACACAACAAGAAAAGAAAAAGAAAAAGAAAAACACACAAAACAGAAUUCUUACUUCAAAUCUCUAAUUCUCGUUACAUUGAUAGCUGACUUCCUCAAAUCCCCUCUAUCUGAAUUUCAUUAUAACCCCUGUAUAGCAGUUCUCCAAAUUCAUAUUUCUAAUAAUAUUCACUCCUUUCAUUUACUAUCCUCCUCUCUUUUAUUAAUAUUCUAAUCCUUAAUAUUUACUACCACAUAUUCUUAUUCUACCCCUAAGCCUAUUUCUUACUUCCAAGAAUUUUCUAAUUAUCUUGUAUCACAAUAUUUAGCUAAAUAUUCUUUAAAUUUCUUCUGGGAGCUGUCUUUGAGAACAGCCAGAGGUACCAGGCCAGGGGAAGGCUAAGCCUUGCUCUUGGGCCAGCACUGCUGGGGACUCCACCCUGCUAAGCUUUUCCCUCCCUCUGUUUCCUUCACAGCCGGACCAUCAACUGGCCUACUUUCCUACGAGAGAGCACCAUCUACAUCCUCGCCGCCCGGCCAAACAGCCCUGCCAUCCACCUGAAGCCGUUGGCAUAG
Messenger RNA from Podarcis lilfordi (Lilford's wall lizard), 9373 nucleotides. The record is from the annotation of a GenBank genome assembly. Lineage: Eukaryota; Metazoa; Chordata; Lepidosauria; Squamata; Lacertidae.